UCCGCUACUGCUAUAAGGCGUUCUAAACUCCAAGGCACAAGUUCAGUGGAAUAAGGGCGCUAGGAGAGAGAAUUUACCCAUCGUCGAGGUCAUAAUGUUAGCUUGGUCCUUCGUUAUCUUGGCCCUUCUUGGGCUUCUUUCGGUUGUAGUGUUCGGUGGAACUGAUGCAUCAAUCCCAUGUCGCAUUCUGCCGUUGCUCCCAGCAUCCAAUGACACCGCCCUGAAAAACCACGUGAUCGCUAACUUGUCUCUGGAUACCGUGAAAAAUUGCGCCACAAAAUGCUUCCUGAACCCGCGGUGCGCAUCUGUAAACUAUCAGCAUUCAUCUGACGGGGUCACGUGCGAACUGAGCUCAUCAGAUCACCUCCAGCACCCACAGGAUCUUGUCCCCCAGCCAGGAUUCGUGUACCGUGGAACUAAGAACGGCUGCUCGUCGCACCAUUUCCCGGAAAAUGCCACGUGUUUCCCUGGACUCAACCCUGACACGCACACUUGCCCAGAAGGAUAUACGGGAGCCCAGUGUGAAAAUGAUGUAGAUGAAUGUUUAAGCGAUGAUUUCCCUUGUCACCCGAACGCAACCUGCAGUAACACUCACGGUUCUUACGUGUGCGUAUGCACACAGGGAUUCACCGGAGACGGAUUUAUUUGCACAGAUGUCAAUGAAUGCGAAAGGCCGAAUGAUUGCAAUGUGAACGCAACGUGCCAUAAUACCAUUGGUUCGUACAGCUGUAGCUGUCAAUCAUCUUAUCAUGGUGAUGGCUUUUCUUGUCUACCAGAAGAUUGGUCAUGCAAAGAUAUCUUCGAGAAAUCCAGUAUGCGCAUGGACAAGGUGUACACUAUGCUCGUGGGCUCAAAAGUGACUGACGUUUACUGCCAAAUGUCAAGUAUCUGCGGAAGUGGUGGAUGGACGCUGGUCAUGAAAGCAGAUGGCUCAAACGAAACGUUUAAAUAUUACUCACCCCUUUGGUCAAAUAAGCUUGAACACAACCCUGAAGCAGGAUUAACCGGUUUAGACCAACACGAGACCAAGCUAUCCACCUACUGGAAUGUUCCAUUCAAAGACAUCUGCAUCGGGAUGAAGGUCAGGGAUGACCUGAGAUGGCUUAACUUACACUAUCCCUCUGAGUCCCUGUAUGACGUCAUUGCUGAUGGGGAAUUCAAGGAGUUGUCAAUGGCGAGAAAUGAUUGGCUGGGCUUGCUCGCAGGCUCAAAACUACAGGAGAAUUGUGGCAGAAAUGGCUUUAAUAAUGGCCUUAAGGUUCGCAUCGGAAUUGUGGGGAAUAAUGAAGACCAUUGUGGUUCGCCUGAUAGUGCACUAGGAUUUGGGACUAUUGUAAGUGGUUACCGGGUAGGGAACUAUGAAGAAGGAAGACACAUUUCAGCUUUUGGGUAUAUUUUUGUAAAAUAGCUCUUAAAGAAAAAGCCGGUAACCGGGUAAUAUUUUGGGUUAGUUAUAGACAGUAUUACCCCGAUAGUCCCAUUUCACCCAGGGGCUGAAACAUGAGCUUGACCUCCCUCACUCCCAUUUGUCUACAUUCAGAAUGUCUCCACCUCUUUAAUAGUAUAACAAUGAAGGAACAAAUAAUUUAAAUAUUUUAUAUAUUUUUUGUCAAGCUUUUGUACUCUGCUAUGUUGAUCUUGGGCCCACAUUUUGAGUUGAGUUUAGUCCCGCCCCCACUUUUGGGGUGCACCAAAACCUUAAUAAGAAUUUGCUUGAUAGAGGAACAUUAUAUGACAGCUCAAAAAUAGAGAGUAUGAGCUAUACUAGAGAUUGAUUAUACGUGAUUAUACGACGUCACUAGAGAAGCCAAUUCAUUUGGACCAAUCAAUUAUCUCGAUUGUCUUUUAGACUGCCCUUGUUUUAUACACCUAUUUCAAAUAAGGUUUCACUCGGAGGAUCUAUGCGUCGUAGCCCGUGGUUCAUGGGAAUCAAAUAAACAAGCGUAAACAAAAACAAAUCCAGGUUUUGAAAGAUGAAGUAUUCUUUUUUAUGUACCUCGGAAACAUUUACAUGGCUUUUAGAGACCAGUAGGCGCUACGACAAAUGGAUUCUCGAGUGCAACCUUAUUAAUUGGUGUAUAAUAUAGUUAUUACAUGUUAGUUUCGUGCACAUUAUUUUCGUGAAUUUCAAAAUUCACAAGUCACAAGGUGACGCGAAUAUUGGGAUGCGCGAAAGAGCAAUAGCGGAUCUAGUGGGAGUGUUUAGGGGGUGCUAGAAGGCCAUAUGUAAAAAAAAACCUCCUCCCUUUGUCACUGAGCCAAACUCCCCCGAAAAGCUAAGAUCCGCUCCUGACGAGUAAACACAAAGACUUGUGUCCGUGUACCGCUAAACGAAAUUAAGUUCCGAACUACGUCAUUGGUCAAACAAUUGCAUUACUUACAUGAAUCGGUACACGACGACACAGCCAAGACAUUGGAUGAAAUAUUUAUCUAACAAAACUUUAUGGAUACACCCUUUUCUAUUCUGUAUUGAUUGAUAUUAUAAUUGUUGAAUUAUAUUUUAUUACUUUAUUGAUUGGUAUUCAAUAACUAGAGCGUUAUUCUUUGCUUUGAUUAUAAAUUGUUUGCUUGAUUUAUUAUUGUAACAAAAUCUCGAUGAUAAAGUGGCCUGCAUUUUACGUAAUGGGUGAAUUCGCGGAAAUAAGGUAUCGCGAAAUAUCGGUAUUUUAAUAACGCGAUUUCUUGACUUCGCGCAAAAUAAGUGUAAUACGGUUUUACUGGUGUUGUAUUGUUUGCCACAAAGCAUGGAUUUGUGCUAUAGAUAUUGUACAUAUAAGUGUUCUACAGUGUAAUAAUAAAAUCACGGACAACAAAA
Messenger RNA from Nematostella vectensis (starlet sea anemone), 2815 nucleotides. RefSeq lists its product as uncharacterized. The coding region runs from base 95 to 1408 and encodes 437 amino acids. The transcript is spliced from 8 exons. Gene Ontology annotation, molecular function: calcium ion binding. NCBI's taxonomy places the organism in Eukaryota, Metazoa, Cnidaria, Anthozoa, Actiniaria, Edwardsiidae. The record is from RefSeq and is a predicted model, not a curated record.